Molecule: messenger RNA, 5870 nt
Organism: Mya arenaria
Lineage: Eukaryota; Metazoa; Mollusca; Bivalvia; Myida; Myidae
Product: phosphatidylinositol 3-kinase regulatory subunit gamma-like
Exons: 6
Coding region: 371-1600 (409 amino acids)
Biological process (GO): phosphatidylinositol phosphate biosynthetic process; insulin receptor signaling pathway
Cellular component (GO): phosphatidylinositol 3-kinase complex
Molecular function (GO): 1-phosphatidylinositol-3-kinase regulator activity
Source: RefSeq, a predicted model, not a curated record
CUGAACUUCAUUGUAAAUUUCAAUUCGGUGUGAAGUGUUUCAUAUAUCUAUACUAUACAGGAUGUAAAAUACGGUUUAAAACGAUGUGGUGUUUAUUAAAGGAACACUAUUUUUAGUAAAAGUGUGUAUCUUUCAGAAAUAAAUAAGCGAGUAACAUGAGAAUAUGAGAUAAAAUGACAGUUUCGGAUUCAAGUCUAGAAUGAGGAAGUUUUGAAAAGCAUUUACAUGAACAAAGUUAUUUUUGCCGACGAGCUGUAAGCGAAUAAGGCUCGUACUCAUUCAAAUCGUUUAACUGGAAUAAGUAAGAUUCAUUGUGCUUUACUAAAUUACAGUAUUAUGUGACUAUAUACUAUACUCUUUAAGACAAAGUAUGUACGCUCCAUUACGCGAAGACUAUGGGCAAAAUUAUGGAAGAGGCGGUGGUGAUGAAGAAAUUUACUCAAACUCCGGGGUGACUACGGCUGACCUUGAACUUGAAUGGUACUGGGGUGAUAUUACUAAGUCAGAAGUCAACGACUUAAUGCAAGGUAAACCGGAUGGAUCGUUUCUCGUACGCGACGCCACGACCCCUGGAGAUUAUACUAUGACCUUGAAAAAAGGGGGAACAAAUAAACUAAUCAAAAUAUAUCAAUCACCCCAGGGUUUUGGGUUCACGGAUCAGUUUGAGUUUAAAACCUUAGAGGACCUUAUUGAACACCACAAGGAACAUUCGUUAGUCAACUAUAACGCCGCCCUAGACAUGAAAUUGCUGUACCCCGUCUCGAAAGAACCUAAAAGAGAAUCGUUCGGUGACGAAACCAAACGAAAACACGACUUCCGGGAAAUAUACGAGCGUCUAAGGCAGGAAGAACAGACACUUGCGGAGCUCUACAACGCCCAGAGCAAGCAUCACGAGGCGCUUGCAACCCAUAACCGGUUGGUGACAGGGUUGGACGAGACGCUUGCAGUAUACACCGCACAGGUCGAGCUACACCGGCAGUUUCAUGGGGAGGUCUCGGGCAUUGACUUGCCGCAGGUCCGAGACAACUUUACGGCGCUGAUGGAUCGGUUGAAAGAGAUCCAGGACUGUCGUGACUCCCUGGAAAACAAUGACAUCAGUCUCCUGCAGGAUAUACGGAGCGUCGGAGCGGACAUUGCGGAGCAGAAACAGCGAGUUGUUGCCCUCGAGAAAGACAAAGUCCACCGACAAAGAUGGCUUGUGGAGACGUUUAUCCUUCCCCAUUGUGUUGAGGAGACCUGGUUAGUCGAGUGCGAUCGUGCGGAAGCCCAGCGCCUCCUUAUUUCCGAGUACGAAUACCGGAAACCGCCAGAAAACGGCACCUUUCUUAUACGGAAAACUGCCUCCGACGAUGGCGAAAAAUAUGCGCUUUCUAUUGUAUACGAGAACAAUGUGUCGCAUAUCAAGAUACACUUCAGUAAAGAACUUGGGUUCGGUUUAGUCAAAGAAAAGCUUGUGCACCCAUCUCUAAUGGACCUCGUCCUUCAAUAUGAAGAAACCCCAUUAUCUGAAUUUUAUAGCAAUUUGAGAAUUCCAUUGAAGUAUCCGUAUAAGCGAGCAGAUUCAUUUAAAUAUUACGAAGCUGAGCCAAUAUAUGGGUAGAUAAAUAAUGUGUGUACCUUAGGCGUAAAACUAUCUUUGUUCCCACUAACCCGACGAACCCUAUUUUCUUUUAAUUCCGGCCCUACACUUUUUUUUUCGUUUUGACCGAAAUGAUGAUUUUUUUCAGUAAUUUUCUAAAUACAGUCGAACCCCGUUCGCUCGAAUUCCCAGGGACCGGCGAAAAUACCUCGAGCCUCGGAAAAUUCGAGCCAAGCGGAAAUGCUGACAUUCAGUGUAAAGAAACCGGUUCUUUAUAUCCAGUUCGAGCCAACGAGGAGUUCGAGCCAAGCGAGUUCUAGUCAACGGGGUUCUACUGUAAACGAAUUAUAUUAGUGAACAUGUUAAUAUAUAUUAUACUUUUUAUAUUUUAUUCUUUACAUUUUGUAUUCAAAACUUGCUGCAAUAGUGAUAUACCCCGAUAUAGGUCGGUUCGGUACAAAAGCUCGUUUCUCAAAAAAAAGAAAUAAGAAAGAUAUGCCUACCUACCUAACCUAUUUUUUGGAGGUUUUUGUGGAAACAAAGACAUUUUUGGGCCUUAUGGUAGAUAAAGGAAUGGCAUUAACGAAUUGGAAUUUUGUAAACAAACAUACUUCUUUUAAACUUGUAUUAUAAAAUGUUUAUGGAUAUAUUAUUGACAGCCAAUUAAUUGUGAUGCAAGAAUGUCGUGUUCAGAUGUGUUAACUGUUUAUUUACGAUUGCAUUGUGUGACAAUGUCUGAUAGAUUCUUAUUUGAUUCUGUUUACUUCAUAUCGACUCAAAUGGAUCCAAGUUCAGAAGAACUGAUACAUUUAGCAGAACUUAUUCAUUUACUAUAAUAAUUCUACCAAAGAUGGUUGCUUCCAGAACUGAUUCAUUUACUAUAAUAAUUCUACCAAAGAUGGUUGCUUCCAGAACUGAUUCAUUUACUAUAAUAGUUCUACCAAAGAUGGUUGCUUCCAGAACUGAUUCAUUUACUAUAAUAAUUCUACCAAAGAUGGUUGCUUCCAGAACUGAUUCAUUUACUAUAAUAAUUCUACCAAAGAUGGUUGCUUCCAGAACUGAUUCAUUUACUAUAAUAGUUCUACCAAAGAUGGUUGCUUCCAGAACUUAUUUAUUUACUAUAAUAAUUCUACCAAAGAUGGUUGCUUCCAGAACUGAUUCAUUUACUAUAAUAAUUCUACCAAAGAUGGUUGCUUCCAGAACUGAUUCAUUUACUAUAAUAAUUCUACCAAAGAUGGUUGCUUCCAGAACUGAUUCAUUUACUAUAAUAAUUCUACCAAAGAUGGUUGCUUCCAGAACUGAUUCAUUUACUAUAAUAAUUCUACCAAAGAUGGUUGCUUCCAGAACUGAUUCAUUUACUAUAAUAGUUCUACCAAAGAUGGUUGCUUCCAGAACUGAUUCAUUUACUAUAAUAGUUCUACCAAAGAUGGUUGCUUCCAGAACUGAUUCAUUUACUAUAAUAAUUCUACCAAAGAUGGUUGCUUCCAGAACUGAUUCAUUUACUAUAAUAAUUCUACCAAAGAUGGUUGCUUCCAGAACUGAUUCAUUUACUAUAAUAAUUCUACCAAAGAUGGUUGCUUCCAGAACUGAUUCAUUUUCUAUAAUAGUUCGACCAAAGAUUGUAGCUUUCAGAACGGAUUAAUUUACUUGAAUAGUUCGACCAAAGAUCAUGGAUUUAUUAGUUGGUUUGCACAUUUCUUAUGUAUUACAAUGGUGUUUGUGUUGCCGGCAUCAAAAUGAAAAUUGAUCAAAACAAUUAAAGACUACUCCCAUCAUUUAAUACGAAUCUUCACCUGAGUAAACACAAAGUUUUAUUGUAAUAUUCAGCUAGAAAAUAACAUACCAGAUGUCAUUUGGUUAGGUUAUGGUUUGUGUGAGAACUCAUUUGUCUGAUUAUUUUAUGACGUAAGCGUCUCACUUCUAUAGCUGUGUAUGCCAAAAUGGUACACUAAUAAACAAGAGCAUUGCAUAAACAGUCGAAACUCGCUAUGUCGAACUAUGUUAUCUCGAUUGUCUGGAUAUGUCGAACUUUUCGGUUAUACUUAGAUUGUUUUUCGGUUAUAUCGAAUGUUCGUUAUCUCCCGUUAGGUCCAUACGACUUCGACAUAACGAAUUUUGACUGUAUAUGACAACGCUCGUAUGUAAGUCAAUGAUUACACGUCAACAUCUAUUUUGGCCAAGGCAACUUACACAUCGAUAUAUAUGAAGUUAAAAAUUCGAAUAUUUUGAAAAAAAUAAUUUCUAUCUCAGUAGUUCAACCAUCAUUAUUAUAACAAUAUAAAUCGAGUACAAUAUAGAUAUGACACAACUAUAAAAUCAUGUUUAGAAUUUUUUUUAGCGUUAAGACAAUCAUUAUUUUCUUUAUUCUGUAGUAAAUGAAGAAUAAGGAGCAAUAUUAUUUAAUAGUUUAUCAUAGUCACCAAAAAAGUUGUUAUUUUUUCAUAUUUGGCGAGUUUAUAUAAUUUUGAUAUCUGGGUAUUUAGUGUGUAUGUAAGUCACUUUAAUACAUCCUCGCUAACAAAACGUGAUAUUCAUUUUCAUUCCUAUGACAAUUAUGACACUUUCUAUCUUCUUGUUUUAUAUUUAUUCAUAUUAUUUCCUCAAGAUUAAGGUUAUGUUAUAUGUUAAAUGUUGCUUAAGAAUAUCACUUAACUACUUAAUUGCUAAUGAUACAAAUAAAAUAUUUGUUCAAAUGCAAAACUGUGGAGAACCUUUUACUUUCCUGUAGCUUUUGUGAAUUUCUGAACAUUGUAUAUCAUUGUUGUAAGUAACUAUCAUAUGAUAUUCUUACUACAGCUUUUAUCUGAAAAUUCGUUGUAAACAUGUUCACCUGUGUAAAUGAAAAAGCAAAUGUAAGCUCAUUCAAAAUAAUCUUUGUCUUUCAAAGUAUUAAUAUAUUCGCCAUUAACAGAUAUCAUAUCAAAAACCUUAUUCAUUACCGACUCAAGAUAACGUUCGGCGUACUUAUUAGUUCGUUUUUAUGUACAAAUACUUACUCGGAAUCUUGUCAAUUUACCAUUUACGUUUGCAUUGCAUAGUUGCUGUCUAACACAUACAAGUUGCGUUUUGUUUGAAAAUUUUUAGUUGUAUCCCUUUUAACCACUUACAAUAACAUUUUAUGGUAAGGCGUAAAAAAUGAUGUAGAUUUGUUUCCGGUUUCACGCUCUUUCUCUCUCUCACACACGCACGCACGCACGCACGCACGCACGCACGCACGCUCGCACACACACCCAAGGUAAAAAUAAAUAAAUAGGGUAGGUAGGUCGGUAAAUAUUUUUUUAUUUGCUAAAUUGUUCCAUGAAAAAAUUCUGUUACCAAAAACUAUAAAUGGUUAAGAACAUCUAUAAAUUCAGUAUUUGCAUUAUUGGAUUUUUUUGUAAGACGAAAACAACACUUCAUUUCAAAAUCGAACAAAUGAUAAAAAUAAAUAUUUCAGAAAGCAAUAAAAAGGAUAAGGAUGUGUGUGUGUGUGGGGGGGGGGGGAGUAUAUAAGGAAACAUUUUUACGCAUAAGUAACAUGGGUACAAUAUUCAUGUUUCUUUACCAAUAGAGGAGGACUUGUAUAUGUCUGCAACGCUCUUUUUUCUUGUGUAAGUGUGUGUUGUUGUUGUUUUUCAUUAAGGCGUACUUGUAAGUCCGUUUCACAAAAAUACAUUGUUUUAUGGUCAAUAUCGAAUCAAUAGCUUCCAAUGCAUCUGUAAGAGAUACAUUUGACAGCUCCCAGAAUGCAUGUAUAUAUAUCACUAGGCUUAUCAGCCUGAUUCAAAUUACCAUGCAAUGCACUGCCUCUUUUGUUAAGUUUUGUUGUAUGUUCUUUAUAUCAUUUGUGUUUGUAUUUGUAAAGCUUACAAGUAUCAAUAUACAUCAGUACAUGUUGCAAAUAUCUAGUCUUAAGCUUAUAUGUUUAAAAUAAACAAAGGGUAUACCACUGGCACCGAAUUUUCCAACUGAAUUAAAAAAAAGAAUCGUCGUAUAUUAAAAUUCCAAACUUCAAUUGCGAGGCCAAAAGUGUAAAAAUGCAUUGAAAACCAUUUGUUUUCAUAAAUAUGAACUUUGUUUUGUUUUGUCUAUAUAUUCACAAAAUUAUUCGGUUUGGAAGUAUACGAUUUUAUUUUUUUUCAAAAAUAAGACUUUUAGUUUGAAAAUCCGGUACCAGUGUGGUAAAUAGGCACCCAUCGUUCCGUGAAUGAUGAAACUGUGAUUGUUUGGUAACAGGUGCAUGUAUAUGUAUAUUAUGUUUGUUAACAAUUACUUAAUAUAUAUAGUGUUUGAAUAAACUGUAUUAAAACUG